UAUGGUUGUGUCCUGCCAUUACGCCAUUUCCGUCUUCCGGUGUCUUCUUCCGGAGUCAGUCGUUCGGUUUCCCGGGCAACUGCAGACGGGUGAACGAUCGUUUUCUUCCCCUCUUUUGGGCUCAUCUUGAUCCUGCGACGUGCAUCAGAUUUCAGCAAUGUCCACCCCUCCUCUCGCAGGAGCAGGCAUGCCCCCUGGACCAUUUUCUGGCCCCCAGUCUCAAGCCGCUCGGGAGGUGAACACUGCAUCUCUCUGUCGCAUUGGCCAAGAGACUGUGCAGGAUAUUGUAUUUCGCACCAUGGAGAUCUUCCAGUUACUGAGAAAUAUGCAGCUUCCAAAUGGCGUAACCUAUCAUACGGGGACAUAUCAAGACAGGCUAGGGAAACUGCAAGAGCACCUCCGCCAACUCUCAAUACUAUUUAGGAAGCUGAGAUUAGUGUAUGACAAAUGCAACGAGAACUGUUCAGGGCUUGAUCCUAUUCCCAUAGAGCAACUCAUUCCUUAUGUUGAAGAAGAUGGUUCCAAGCACGAUGACCGUGGAGUAGCCAGUCAGCUUCACUUUGCUAGCGAAGAGAGAAGGGAAAUCAUGGAAGUGAACAAGAAACUGAAACAGAAGAAUCAACAGCUGAAGCAAAUUAUGGAUCAAUUACGGAAUCUCAUUUGGGACAUCAAUGCCAUGUUGGCAAUGAGAAACUAAAAUAUGGGGGUGGGGUUUCUCAUGACAACUGAUUUUUUAUCUUUUUGGGGAAAAUAAGUGUUUUGCAAGAAUCCUCCCUCCCAACUUUAUUUCAUAUUGUAUAAAUGUUUUUUUUUUAAAAAUAUAUAUUUACCCACUUUAUGUGUGUAAAAACGAGUAGUGUUGGAUGCAGUAUUUGUAAACUAUUUGCUAGAAGCUGAUUAAAAAGAUGUUGAAGA
This is a messenger RNA of Heteronotia binoei (common prickly gecko), 915 nucleotides long. RefSeq names its product mediator complex subunit 30 (gene MED30). The transcript has 5 exons. Bases 158 to 697 code for a protein of 179 amino acids. The record is from RefSeq and is a predicted model, not a curated record. Lineage: Eukaryota; Metazoa; Chordata; Lepidosauria; Squamata; Gekkonidae. Gene Ontology annotation, biological process: positive regulation of DNA-templated transcription. Gene Ontology annotation, molecular function: transcription coregulator activity. Gene Ontology annotation, cellular component: mediator complex.